Messenger RNA from Nymphalis io (European peacock), 3585 nucleotides. Its product is annotated as secernin-3. NCBI's taxonomy places the organism in Eukaryota, Metazoa, Arthropoda, Insecta, Lepidoptera, Nymphalidae. The transcript has 6 exons. The record is from RefSeq and is a predicted model, not a curated record. Gene Ontology annotation, biological process: proteolysis. Gene Ontology annotation, molecular function: cysteine-type exopeptidase activity; dipeptidase activity. The coding region runs from base 73 to 1287 and encodes 404 amino acids.
UUCUCCUUCUGACUGCACGGAAACAAAUAAAUAACCGGUUAAAACAGUUGCAUAUACAUUAUUAUUUCGACAAUGAAAUUUACAACACAAAUGCCGAGAUCGUGUGACACCUUUGUCGUUCUGCCCCCACUGACGAAUAAAAAUGUAGUAAUAUUUGGGAAAAAUUCUGACCGACCACAGAACGAAGUCCAAGAAGUCGUGCUGUCAACGGAUCGAACUCGAAAUUCUAAAUUGAAGUGUACAUAUAUAACAAUAGACGAGAGUCCGAAUCCUUUGAAUAGUGUAAUAUUAAGUAAACCGGCAUGGAUGUGGGGUGCUGAAAUGGGUGCUAAUGAUAAAAGUGUAGUUAUUGGCAAUGAAGCAGUGUGGACUAAUAACAAUGAAGGAGACGGUGAUGCCCGACAGAAACGCCUCCUUGGCAUGGACUUAGUUCGAUUAGGUCUCGAAAGGGGAAACACAGCGGAGGAAGCAUUAGAUGUGAUCACGUCACUGCUAGAGAAGUAUGGUCAAGGUGGACCAUGCUCGGAAUAUGACGAUAGCCACUUCUAUCACAAUUCCUUUCUCAUCGCUGACUGCAAAGAAGCAUGGGUGCUAGAGACCAGUGGGAAACUUUGGGCCGCUGAGAAGAUAACCUCUGGGUACAGAAAUAUAUCCAACGGUCUCACGAUAAAGACAAAGAUUGACAAACAUUCAGAAGGAUUACUGGAAAAGGCCGAGUUUAUGGGAGUUUGGAACGGAAAGGGAAAAUUUGAUUUCUGCAAUGCUUUUUCCUCGGGUGGUGACGAGAAACGCCAACAGGAGGGGGAGAGGUUGCUAAAAGAAAGUUCGGCAGCGAAUAACUUUGACGUCAAAGAUAUGUUCAAUGUACUGCGACACAAAGAGAGUGGUAUCUGUCGAGCGUGUGAUGACACAUUUCCAACUCAGGGUAGCCAGGUGUCUUUGCUAUCGUCUGAUAUGAGCGUGCACUGGUUCACAGCCACACCCGACCCAAGCAUCUCCUACUUUAAACCUUUUGUGUUCACGCCCAAUGCCCAAGUAUCAUCUUAUACGCAGAGCCCCAAAGAUCCGAAAAGGGAACAUCAUCUGUACAAACUUCACACUGAAAACGUAGCGAAAUCGAACAACGAUAAAGUAACCGAGCUCCUUCGUGAAAUCGAAAACGGCUGCCUAUCGGAAAUCGCCGAUUUCAUACAGAAAUAUGCAAAAAAUGAGAAAACCGUCAAUGAACUCGACGAUCUGAUGAAGAAAUGCGUGGAAAAUGAAAUACAAAUAAUAACAUCGAGUUAAAUAAGAGGUAAUCUCGAAUUUCAACCUUGACUUAAUUAUCGGCCUACUGUUGCUAGCGUUGAAAAUAAUAAAGUCGACUUAAUUUAAAAUAAACAUCUCGUAGUUCGUAUAUAGCUUUAUAAUGUUGCCACAUUAACGGUAAUUUAUUACAAAUCUCUUUUCGCGAUAUCGUGACUGCAUCGAUCGCGCAACAUAGAUAAUGAUGUCUCAUUUUCUAUCCAAGUUUUCAAAUAUGGUACUGAGUUUGUGAUGGAAAUGACUUUUUUUAAUACAAUUUCAGUGUUUUCCGUUUACGUUAUCCAUGACAAAAGCAUUUCGGUAUUUUAAUCUAAUUUUAAAAGUAACAUCCUUCAUAGAGUUCCAUAUUUGAACUCUGUGCUUUUCUACUAGAGGCUUACAUUAAGUAAUAUUUUAAAGAUCGAAGUAAGAUUUUUUCGCCUUAUCGCAUGCUUUAUAUUAUAAACAAAUAAUAUAUUAAAAUAUAUUUAUUACAUCUAGUUACAAAGCGAUAAAUAUAAAUAUUUUAAUAAUAAUAGAAGUGCCAUGUUUCAGAACUUUAAUAUUUAUAUCGUUAGAUUAGUCAAAUAUAUAUUCAAUCGUGUUUAAGCGAGUUUUUAACUUUUUGUCAAUAUUGUUACUUAAGCUAAAAUUGUGAAGUUUGCUUAUAAUUAAUCAUAAGUGUCGUCAGAGAUAGAAAAUACUUUAAAGACAAAAUUAAACUCCAGCCUCCUCGAUAUUUAGACAACUUUAGUUUUAAAAAGAUAUAUAUUUUUCAAAUAUAAAAAACAAAAUGUCAAAUUAUAUAUAUAUAUAUAUGGCUAUCCUUUUUAACGGAAAAAGAGAUAGCAUGUUUAAUGACAAUAAACUUGUCUAAAUGUCUAGGUAAAAGCUGUUUAAUAAUAUGCGAUGGAGCGUUUUCACUAAAACAGUUGGUAAUUUUUAUGUGCGCCGCCGACAUUAACAAUAACAAUAAUAAUAUACAUUUUCUCAUCUUCGAGUCUUGUAUACACUGGAUUGCCAGUCGUUUAGUGGAAACGCAGCUACAGGCUCAGUUAUCUUAAGGAUAUCUACUUAUCUUUAUCUCAAUUAUACUUAAAUUGUUCACUUAAAUUAUAAAUAAAACAUCGACACUGUGAUAAAGCAGCAGCAUGCUAGUUAUAUUUUUUUUAUUAUUAUAAUAUAAAAGACAAAUUUAAAUAUAAAGACAGGUCUAAGUACGAUAGACGACUAUAUAAAAUGUAUAAGAAAAAACUGAAGUAUUAAAGACAGCUGUCUGAAAAUAAUAUAAAUUCAACUUUUUAAGCAAAUUCAUAAUCAAUUCGAGGUUGUAAUGGAAUUUUAGAAUAUAGUGAAUCAUUGUUAUUUAAAAAGAAUUAUCAGAAUAUAACGCACGAGCUUUGCUUUCAAGAAUCCUCAUUAAUUAAAAACUGACAAGUAUUCCUAGGUAAUUUAUUGUUAUAUGUACGAUUAAGUUAUUUGCACAAAUAACCAUCGUCAAGAUUCGAAUGCAAUAACAAAAUUUUCAAAUUUGUCUCGUUAAUAGUUUUUAUAAGUAAAUUUAAUAGUCUGUUUUUAAAUUCUUAUAUUAUUGUAUAAUUUAAUGUGUGCCUUACAUAAUAAAUUAUAUAAUCUUAGGUCAAUGUCACACGCAGAGGCUAAAGUAUUAUCAGAGUAAGUAAGUACUAAAGUAAGUAAUAAAAAUAAUUAAGCUUAUUUUAGUUAUUAAUUAAAAUUUAGUUUCGGUGCUAUAAUUUAGUUUUUUAUUUUACUAAAGUUAAACAUGAGUUUUCGUUUAAAAAUAUGAUUAAAAACAAAUAAUUUUACGGUUUCAGUAGCAUUUGUAGUCGUCAUUACUAUGUUUAAUAACAAAUAUAGUCGAGUUAUUAUUUUCACCUUCGACUUUUACGUAUUAGUCACGAUUAAUAUUAAUGCAGUCGACAGUCUAAGGUUCUAUUUAAGGCUAAGGAUCAAUACAUGACAAGGCCUGCUAUCCAAGGUUUUGUAGUAUUUUAUGCAGUAGUUAAUAAAUUUUGAUCGAUACUAUAAAGGGAGCUUAAAAUCGAACAAGGAAGCGAUGACACACUUUUCCAAACAAUUAUAAGGCUAUUUUACACAUGGCAGUUAUGUGUGAUGUUGACCUUUAAUGAUUUAUAACAAAUUAUAUAUGUAUUAGAAAAAUCAAUUGUCCGUUAAACUAUACACGCAAUGUAUUAUUUUAUUUUUAAUGUGCAAUAUUGCGUUAUAUUAUCGAAUGUUUUACACUUUUUUUUAAUUCAAUGCUAAUUACAUUUUGUCACA